AUGCAGCUCGCUCCCAAGGAGAUAGAUAAGCUCCUCAUCACCCAAACCGGCACCCUCGCCCAGCGCCGCCUCGCCCGCGGCGUCCGCCUCAACCACACCGAAGCCCUCGCCCUCAUCUCCCACGUCCUGCACGAGCUCAUCCGCGAUGGCGCCCACACCGUCGCGGACCUCAUGUCCCUCGGCACCACUUUACUGGGACGCCGACACGUUCUGCCGAGUGUCCCGAGUCUGUUGACGGAGAUGAUGGUCGAGGGCACGUUUGCGAAUGGGACGUAUUUGGUUACGGUGCAUGAUCCGAUCUCCAGUGAUGAUGGGAAUUUGGAGCGCGCGCUUUACGGGAGUUUCCUGCCGAUUCCGAAGGAGGGACUGUUCCCGUGGCCGCCGGCUGAGGGGUUGGAGGCGUAUACGGACGAGACGAAGGUUCCGGGGGCGGUGGUGGCGGUGAAAGGCGACGCUGGGCGUGUGGUUUUGAACGAAGGACGGAAGCGGAUCCAGCUGAAGGUGACGAGUAAAGGUGACCGCCCGAUCCAGGUGGGCAGUCAUUACCAUUUCAUCGAGGUCAAUCCGAAGCUGGAAUUCGACCGCGUGCGCGCGCACGGGUAUAGGUUGGAUAUUGCUGCGGGCACGAGCGUGCGGUUCGAGCCUGGGGAUGCGCGGACGGUGCAGUUGGUGCAGAUUGCAGGGAAUCAAGUUAUUAAAGGUGGGAAUGGGAUCGCGACGGGGAGUAUCCAUGAUACGGAGCUGGUGAACGGUAUCUUAGCGCGGAUGCAGGAGGGUGGGUUCUUGCACAAAGAGGAGCCCGGCAGGGAUGUACAGCUGGAGGCGCCGACGCUGGCGAGGGAGGAUUAUGUAGCGAUGUUUGGACCGACGACGGGGGAUCGGGUGAGGUUGGGCGCUACGGAUCUUUGGAUUAAGGUGGAGAGGGAUUUGACUGUGCGCGGGGAUGAGUUGAAUUUUGGGGGUGGUAAGACCGUGAGAGAUGGGAUGGGGCAGGCGAGUGGGUGGAAGGAUCAUGAGUGUUUGGAUACGGUGGUGACGAAUGCGCUUAUUGUGGAUUGGUCGGGUAUCUACAAGGCGGAUAUUGGGGUUAAGGAUGGGAUUAUUGUUGGCAUUGGGAAGGCGGGCAAUCCGGAUGUCAUGGAGGGCGUGGACGAGAAGCUCGUGGUGGGCUCGUGUACGGAUGUGGUUGCGGGCGAAGGCAAGAUCGUGACCGCUGGUGGUUUCGACAGCCACAUCCACUUCAUCUGUCCUCAGCAAGCGAACGAGGCGAUCGCAUCUGGAAUCACGAGCCUGCUCGGCGGCGGGACUGGACCCAGCACUGGAACGAACGCCACGACCUGCACACCCGGCCAAGAGCUCAUCAAAGGCAUGCUGCAAGCCACCGACAGCAUCCCCAUGAACAUCGGCAUCACAGGCAAAGGCAACGACUCCGAACCGGGUCCCCUCCGCGAACAAACCGAAGCCGGCGUCUGCGGCCUCAAGCUCCACGAAGACUGGGGCACCACGCCCCGCGCCAUCGACACCUGCCUCACCGUCUGCGACGAAGAAGACAUCCAAUGCCUGAUCCACACCGACACGCUGAACGAAUCCGGCUUCGUCGAGACCACGGUCGCCGCCUUCAAGAACCGCACCAUCCACACCUACCACACCGAAGGCGCCGGCGGCGGCCACGCCCCGGACAUCAUCUCCGUCGUCCAACACCCCAACGUCCUGCCCAGCUCCACCAACCCGACCCGCCCUUACACCGAGAACACGCUCGACGAGCACCUCGACAUGCUGAUGGUGUGCCACCACCUCUCGCGCAACAUCCCCGAGGACGUCGCGUUCGCCGAGUCGCGCAUCCGCGCCGAGACCAUCGCGGCGGAAGAUGUGCUGCACGAUCUCGGCGCCAUCAGCAUGAUGUCCUCGGACUCGCAGGCCAUGGGCCGCUGCGGCGAAGUCAUCCUGCGCACCUGGAAUACGGCACACAAGAACAAAGUCCAGCGCGGUUCACUCAGCGAAGACGAAGGAACCGACGCGGACAACUUCCGCGUCAAGCGGUAUAUCAGCAAAUACACCAUCAACGUCGCCCUCGCCCAAGGAAUGUCGCACCUCAUCGGCUCCAUCGAAGUAGGCAAACUCGCCGACCUGGUCCUCUGGCCUCCGAGCAGCUUCGGCGUCAAGCCCGCGCAGGUGAUUAAAGGCGGCAUGAUCGCGUGGAGCCAGAUGGGCGAUCCGAACGCGAGUAUCCCGACCGUCGAGCCGGUGUAUAUGCGACCGCAGUUCGGGGCGAUGAUUACUAGUAAUUCGAUCGCGUGGGUGAGUCGGAAGAGCGUGGAGAAGGGGACGGUGGGGAAAUAUGGGUUGAGGAAGCGGGUGGAGGCGGUGAAAGGGUGUCGGACGGUGGGGAAGGGGGAUAUGAAGUGGAAUGGGUAUAUGCCGGAGAUGAAGGUGGAUCCGGAGAGAUAUACCGUCGAGGCCGAUGGCAUGGUCUGCAAAGCAGAGCCAUCCGAGACCCUACCGCUGACGCAGGCGUACUUCAUGUACUGA
This is a messenger RNA of Saxophila tyrrhenica, 2529 nucleotides long. RefSeq names its product Urease (gene URE1). The record is from RefSeq and is a predicted model, not a curated record. Gene Ontology annotation, molecular function: nickel cation binding; urease activity. Gene Ontology annotation, cellular component: urease complex. NCBI's taxonomy places the organism in Eukaryota, Fungi, Ascomycota, Dothideomycetes, Mycosphaerellales, Extremaceae. Bases 1 to 2529 code for a protein of 842 amino acids. Gene Ontology annotation, biological process: urea catabolic process. The transcript has 3 exons.